ACAGGCGCCACAAAAGCAAUGAGAAGUUGUAUAUCUCCACUCAUAGUGCUCUUUGCAACGCUGCUUUGCAAUGUCGACUCGUUCUUGGUUCCAGCUCCCACCAUUGCAUCCGCCUGCUCAUCCCAACCUGCGAUGGCGGCUGCUGCGAGCACAAGCAGCACGGAAACACAGGACCGUGCCGCCGUGGUGCCUCAGUUACUAGAGUGGUGUAAUAAGAAUGGUAUCAAAGAUGCCAGUAAGAUCACCAUCGGGCCCGUGAGCCAGGCGGGGAUGGGUUUGGGGUUGGUGGCCACUGCCCCAAUCAAGCAGGGGGAAACACUUGCCACUGUUCCUCUUAACUUGUGCUUCUCCAUGGACAGCGUUCGUGCCUCCCCCUUGGGCAAGGUAAUAGGAGAAUUUGAGCCAGCUCUGGGAGACGCAUCCCUGAUAGCACUCCAACUCUUGUACGAAGCGCACAUGGGACCUAAAUCCAAGUAUGCUGUCUACAUCAAAAGUCUUCCCCGCCCCGGGCAGGAUGGCUUUGAUCAUCCGCUUUUCUGGUCCACCGCCGAGCAGGGCGUGCUCGCCAAGUCAUCCACACGCAAUCUUGGAGAGACCUUGAUAGAUGCCGUAGCCGAGGAUUACGGAUGGAUUCAAAGCGCCCUUGCCCGAGGGGGCAUCUCAGGCCUUCAGGCUGACAGUUUUGACCUGAGCGAUUUUGAGUGGGCGGUGGCCGUGGUCCUCUCCCGCUCUUUUUUUGCCGAGAAUGGUUUACGUCUCGCCCCUCUUUUGGACAUGGCAAACCGAGGAGAAGGCUGCACGAACGAACCACAGAUUGGAGGGCUGGGGAUUUUUGGAGGAAAAGGCCUUAAAGUGAUCGCGGACCGGGACACGGACAAGGGUCAGGAGAUCGUCAUUUCCUACGGACCGAAAAGCGGGAUCGAAUUUCUAGAAGAUCACGGCUUUGUACCUCCGCCGUUGGAGGGGAACGCAUUGGUCGGGGGGAUGUGCUCACUCACCUUUAAAAUCUCGCCGGAGGGGGACAGGUUCUAUGACGACAAGGAGGACGUGAUGGGUACAUUGGGGCUGCCCAUGGCCUUCUCCUUCGACGUCCGGAGCGAUGGCGACGUCGACCCGGAGAUGCUCCAAUUUUUAAGGUUUCUGAAGCUGGGAGGAAAAGACGCGUUCCUGCUAGAGGCUGUAUUCCGCAACGAGGUCUGGCGAUUCAUGGAACUCCCGGUGAGCGAGGCGAAUGAGCAAGCAGUGGACGAGGUCAUCAUCGAUGCCUGCACACAAGCCUUGGCCAAUUUUGCGGAAGCAGAGGUCUUGACAGACGAACUUAUCCAAAAAGAGGGGGUGAGCCCAUUGACGAUUGCCA
Nannochloropsis gaditana CCMP526 is the source of this 1357-nucleotide messenger RNA. RefSeq lists its product as uncharacterized. Gene Ontology annotation, biological process: peptidyl-lysine monomethylation. The record is from RefSeq and is a predicted model, not a curated record. The transcript has a single exon. Gene Ontology annotation, molecular function: protein binding; protein-lysine N-methyltransferase activity. The annotation marks the transcript as partial.